Adelges cooleyi (spruce gall adelgid) is the source of this 4493-nucleotide messenger RNA. RefSeq names its product dnaJ homolog subfamily C member 11. Gene Ontology annotation, biological process: cristae formation. Lineage: Eukaryota; Metazoa; Arthropoda; Insecta; Hemiptera; Adelgidae. The record is from RefSeq and is a predicted model, not a curated record. The transcript is spliced from 15 exons. Bases 197 to 1906 code for a protein of 569 amino acids.
AGAGUGAACUAGUAACUACCGUGAUAUAAAUGUUCGUGCACAUUGCAAAUUUUAAUUUCGAUUUUCGUUCGUAUCCAACGGGUUAUAUUAUUAUGGUGUUGUAAAAUGUAAAUAACGAUUUCGGUUCUGUAUACUUUUGAUGAUUGUUGUCCAUGUAAUACUGUAUUAGUUUUAUUACGGAUAUUUCCUCAAUACCAUGGACGUGGAUUCCGAAAACGAUUUUUUAGAAGAAGACUACUAUUCUGUGUUAAACUUGCCCAAAACUGCCACACAGGAAGAAAUUACUUUUGCUUAUCGGCGAUUAAGUAAAAUUUUCCAUCCCGAUAAGCAUGUGGAUGAAAACAAAAAAAAAGAUGCUGAAAUAUUGUUUAACAAAGCUCAAAAAGCAUAUGAAGUCUUAAAAGAUCCACAUCAAAGAGCAAUUUAUGAUUGCGUUGGUGUCAAAGGAUUAAAAACCGAAGGAUGGGAAAUUGUUCACAGAACAAAAACUCCACAAGAGAUUCGAGAAGAGUAUGAAGCUCUUGCGAGAGAUCGCGAAGAAAGAAUGUUACGUUCACGAACAAAUGCUAGAUGUAUAUUUACAGCUCAUAUUGAUGCUACAGAUAUCUUUGAACCUAAUCAAUAUUUGGAAUAUGAUGAAGAUGUGGAUAGUUAUAUAUACAUACCUUCAAUUGAAAUGUCGUCAAUGUCUAUGUCCAUGUCUACAGAAGCGCCUAUCUCGUUGCGAGAUACUAUUGUUCUCAGUGGAAAUAUAUCAUCCCGAUCGGGCUCAGUAUCCAGUAGUUACAAGAGGCUAUUAAGUACUAAUGGCUGGGUUAAAUACGACAUAACUGCUGGAAAUGGACUUCAUGUGGGUGCUAAAAUAUUCAAAAUGAUAACAAAAAAUGUAUUCGGUACUAUCGAGGGCAGUCUUAGUGAUCUGAGCAGUGGACAGCUGAAGCCCAUUGGUCGUGUUAUGUUGGGUACUAGUCUGGGGAGUCGAACUUCUGGCUAUAUAUCUCUUGGUGGCCAAUUGUCGUCAUUGAAACACACUAAUCUCUCCACCGAAAUAGAACACAAUACCGAAAAAAGUUAUUGUAUGUGUAAGCUAGAAGUAGGAUUUGCCCCAGCUAUUAGCAUAUUAUACACAUGGAAAUUCAUUGAACAGGAUAUGUUGUUAAGAAUAUAUGUCAAAGCUGGUAUACUAAAUUCAAAACUAGAAUAUGGAGUAGAAAAAAAAGUAUCAAAAUUUAACACAUUUGCUGCUACUGUUCAAAUUGAUGUAUUAAAUGGAGUUACACUUAAAUUAAAAUUUGUUAGAGCUGGUCAGACGUACAUUUUUCCAAUUCUGCUUAGUCAUGAUAUAAUUGCAGCACCAAUAUUCUACGCUACCUUUGUUCCUUUCGUUUCGUGGUUCGUUGCUAAAAAUAUAAUAUUGGACCCAAUUAUGAAAGAAUACAAAAAUAGAGAGAUUAACAAACAACGUGAAAUGAACAAAAAACGAAUGGCCCAACUACGCCAAGAAGCAUUAUCGGCAAUUAACCUAAUGAUGGCCACCAUGGAAAGAAUAGUAAGAGAAGAGACUGAGAAACGUGGAUUAAUUAUUAUUCUAGCAAGAUAUGGCAACGCUGAACUGAUAAGAAAAUCCGGUCAGUCUUUUGACGAGGGCAGCACAUUACAACCAAAUAUCAUCGAUGUAACAGUGCCAUUACAAUGUUUAGUCAAGGAUUCACAACUUAUACUUCAUACCACAACCAAAAGCCAACUGCCUGGAUUUUAUGAUCCGUGUAUUGGAGAAGACAAAGUACUAAGCGUUAAGUAUAUGUAUAGAGAUUUAGAUUAUGAAAUUAUAAUAAAUGACAGUGAAUCUUUAAGAAUACCAAGACCACGUCCACAUUUAUCUAGAACGUCCACUCCGCCUUCCUAGUUAACCCAUUGAAACAGUUGUAAAAAUUAUAGUCCAAUGAUUUAAAUUACAACUACUUGUUUUUGUGUUGACAUUUUUGUUGUUAAAUUUUGGUACAUUGUUUGGUAGAAAGAAUUUAUAAAAUUGUUUAUUAUAAAUGUUUUUUAGAUUGAUAACAUUUCUCGGCUACACAACUACUUAAAUCUUUGAGUUAACCUCCAAGCAGUCACGUCUUUAAAAAAUCUCGUUGGCGUUUGCACUGCUGUGUUACACUGCCUUUUAAUUUCUGUUUGACAAAAGUACCAACAAUCCCAGUGUUAACACCACUCGGAGGUUAAAAGCAAGUUCAAACUAUACAUUAUACAUUUGCCAAAAAAUAUAAGCAAAAUGCUCCAUUUCAUGAAAUGUAGCUGUCCACCAUACGUGUAGCGGACAUGGUUGACAGUUUCUUUAAUUUUUGUUAUUAAUAUAAUUUUUUCUUUAGCUGGAUUCGUGUAAACACAUACUACAGCAUCGUCCAAGUUGUUAUAUUUUAGCCAGCCAUUAAUAAAUAGAGAAUUUGAAUCUGAUGCAAUGAUAACAUCAAAGUUGUUUUCGUGGAGUGAUCUAAUUAAUUUCGGCAUGCCUUCAAUUGGACACAUGUUGGAGACGGUAUCAAUUAUUUCUUCCGGUGAUGUUCCCAAAUUGUUCAGUGAACAAAAUACUUGUUGCAUAUACUGCGUCCACUUACCGGAAUAUGUUUUACUAGAUUUUGGAACAUCCUCGGAGGGUAAUAAAUCUCGAGCAACGACAUCAGAGUUUUCAUUGACUAUUGUAUGAUCAAAAUCAAAUACUGCCAACAUUUUUCCAGGUUCCUAGAAAACGAUUGUUUCCUUAACAAUUAAAUAUUAAUCAUGGGUUGAGUCAUGAGUACUUAAGCGCCGGAAGUCAGAUGGCUUAAUAUAAUUUUAAUAUGUGUUUGCCCCAACAGAAGACAAUGAGGGGGUGGAAGAAGUUCUGACCUUAUAAAAACUGAAAGCUCCCUUAGAAUUUUGAUAAAAGUUAAAAACCUUACUUGAUGGCUGUGCCUGAUUGGUUGCGGACAUUUUUUUUUGAGCCUGAACAAGUUUAGGAUUUGUUCUUUCUUUGCCCCCCUAGUUCACAAUAAGCCCGAUGACAUAUCAUAGAUAUAGUAAACAAGUACAUAGAUUAUGGUUUCCUUAACAGCUAAUGUAAUUGGCAAGCCCGUAUGGCUAUUAAUUGUAAUACAAGAAAUAUCGGUGACAUAAUUUCUGAAUAAUCUAAAUUUGAUAGACCGGCUAAUCUUCUACAAAGAAGAACUUUGAACAAUGACCAAACAAAUAGCAUCGCCGAGGACCAAAUAGUUCUUGUAACUGCUUCUUUAAUGUGGCCUUCAAUGUAUAAGCGAAUUAGUACAAUUAUAUUGAAAUAAAUACAAAGCGCGUCGGCAACAAAAAGUGGUGAAAACACUAUCCACAUGUCAUAGGAGUUGGGAGCAGAUGAUGCAAAAGCUAUUCCAUCCAGUCGAAGUGCCAAAAAAAUUGUGAAUAUUAGCAAAGCUAACAAAUGAACUAGCAUUUCGAAAAUUGUUAACCCAAGCCAUCUGACCAACUCUUGCAAUGCAAACAGCAUUUUAUUUGGUUAUUUUGAUGUGAAUAGAUGAUAGUGAACGCUUUCUUGCUUCGUAGUCGUCGUCGUCAUUCAAGGGUUCUAAAAUAUCUAAGAAAUAAUAAUAUAAUAAGUUUUUAUUAUUAUAUUUUAAGACUGCUGGUCGUUUAGAAACAAACCAUUAAUAUCUGCUGUAGAUGUUUGCACUUCCAAUUUUAUUGUGUUGUGAAAUUUUUGUUGAAGUUCCAAAGCAACUGCAAUUGUUGUAUUGAUUGAUUUUCCAAGACCGUUAAGUAUUAAAACAGAAUUAUCUAAUUCGAGAUGUUUAGCUGCACGAGUUAAAUGACACUAAAAUACAUUUUAAACAAAAUAACUAAAAUUAUGUUCAUAAAUUAAAAAUAUAUAAUUCACUAUUUUCAUUUCUUAUGGAAACAUAUUUAUACAUUAAAUAUCUGACUGAGAUUUCUCAGUAUUUAACAAUAACAAAAUAGGAAUAGUUCUACAACAGGUGUUCUGUGGGAUAUUUGAGACUGGCAGGAGUGUAUUCACUAUAAUACGAACAACAUAUAUCUAGUUGUUUAAGUUUGAUAUCAUACUUCUUUAUACUGUAAUUCUUUUUCCAGCUUUUAAAAUAUUGUACUUAAUUUAUGACGACUACUGCUUGAAAAAACUUAAGUAUCACUUAGGUGCAAUUGUUUUGGUAUGAAUAAGAAAAGAAAUAAUAAAGUCUUACCUGAAUAGGUGUUUUUGAUGACACAAACAAUUCCUUUACCACGCAAUUUUCUGAUCGAGUUUCUGGUAAAGAUGACAUGGAUAAUUUUAAUCGAUUAAGGUUAUUAAUAUUAAAAUACUUCAAUGGUAAAUUGAUUUGUGUGAAACGUAAAUUAGUAAUAAUACAAUAGCAAUUGCAUGAUAUAAAUGAGUAUAAAAUAGUAUUAUUAACCGAUAAUUUUAUUUUUUAUAUUUGUAUCACCGAUUGUUAUAAGCUAAAAUUUAAAAA